Salvelinus sp. IW2-2015 is the source of this 1784-nucleotide messenger RNA. RefSeq names its product choline/ethanolaminephosphotransferase 1. Gene Ontology annotation, cellular component: Golgi apparatus; endoplasmic reticulum membrane. The record is from RefSeq and is a predicted model, not a curated record. Gene Ontology annotation, biological process: phosphatidylethanolamine biosynthetic process. Gene Ontology annotation, molecular function: ethanolaminephosphotransferase activity; diacylglycerol cholinephosphotransferase activity. Lineage: Eukaryota; Metazoa; Chordata; Actinopteri; Salmoniformes; Salmonidae.
AAUAAAACUUAAAGAAGAACCCUGAGUGGGACCCGAGGUGUUGUUGAUCCUACCUGCAGUAACGCUCGCUGAGGGCUGUUGCAUCUUUACUACGCCGUGAACGGGAAGACUACUGCUACAACCCUACCAAGGAGUCAUUCGACGCACUGUGAAGUGCUCCGACCGUCGGACACCCUGCCCUCUUUACUUGCCAGUGUGCAGCUCCAUUGUGGAGUCCCAGCAAGUGGCGGGGGAGGCUGAGGCAGCCUGAAGUAGAGGGCACUGUGCUAGCAGGGCCAUGAGCACCACUGGGUACCAGCAGCAGCAGGGGGGUGUUCGGACACGCCGAGGCCCAGUCAAGGAGAGGGAUCCUGGGCAGGGUGUUGGCAUGGAGGCGGCCUGCUGGCUGGCCCCUGGAGCCCUGCGCAGGCUGAUUGAGCUGCCCACUCCCCCACUCGACCGCCAACAGCUGAAGAGACUGGAGGAACACAGGUACAGCAGUGCAGGUCACUCCCUGCUGGAGCCUCUGAUGCAGUGCUACUGGGAGUGGCUGGUGGGCCAUGUGCCCACCUGGAUUGCCCCCAACCUCAUCACCAUCGUGGGCCUGGCCACCAACGUAUUCACCACCCUGGUGCUGGUCUACUACUGCCCCACUGCCACUGAACAGGCACCGCUGUGGGCAUACCUGCUGUGUGCGGUGGGCCUGUUUGUGUACCAAUCACUGGAUGCCAUUGAUGGGAAGCAGGCCAGACGAACUAAUAGCAGCUCUCCGCUGGGUGAACUGUUUGACCACGGCUGUGACUCCCUCUCCACAGUGUUUGUGGUCCUGGGCACCAGUAUAGCAGUGCAGCUGGGCACCAACCCUGACUGGAUGUUCUUCUGCUGUUUCGCUGGCAUGUUCAUGUUCUACUGUGCCCACUGGCAGACAUACGUCUCCGGCACCCUGCGCUUCGGCAUCAUUGAUGUGACUGAGGUGCAACUCUUCAUUAUAAUGAUGUAUUUGCUGGCCGCCGUGGGAGGAUCCGCUUUUUGGCAGUCACUGAUCCCAGUCAUAAACAUCCAGAUGAAAAUAGUUCCAGCCAUCUGCACUUUCUUAGGGGCUAUCUUUUCCUGUACUAAUUACUUCCGGGUUAUAUUUACCGGAGGUGUGGGCAAAAAUGGAUCCACAAUAGCAGGAACCAGUGUCCUAUCUCCUGUGUUACAUAUAGGCUCAGUAAUAAUACUGGCCAUGAUGAUCUAUAAGAAGUCCGCUAUCCAGCUCUUUGAGAAGCACCCCUGUGUUUAUAUCCUGGCCUUUGGCUUCGUGUCGGCCAAGAUCACCAACAAAUUAGUUGUAGCACAUAUGACAAAGAGUGAGAUGCAUCUACAUGAUAUAGCAUUCCUGGGGCCAGGCCUGCUGUUCCUGGACCAGUAUUUCAACAGUUUUAUUGAUGAAUACCUGGUGCUGUGGAUUGCACUGAUCCUGUCUUUCGUUGACUUGGUGCGUUACUGUGUCAGUGUUUGCAACCAGAUCGCCUCCCAUCUUCACAUCUUUGUCUUCCGAAUAAAGCCACUGACCCCCUCCACCCUUCAGUGAGGGCACGGACGCCAUUGCUGUCUAUCGCUCUUUCUUUCUUUCUUUCGCUCUCUCUUCAUGUUAGUUAGUAAGUUGUUGCUCUUUCACCAUUUUUUGUAUUUGUUGAGGCAGGGUUGGGGUGGAUGUGUGUGAAGCUAUGAUGUGGGUGGAGCUAUUACCAGUAGAGGUGCUGGCAAGUGAAUGUGGGCAUAAAUGAAAUAUAAUGAGUUAAUAAUAAUGAUGAUAAUAA